AUGGACACAGACACAGGCAUGCAAAAACCAACACAACAACCAACACACAACCAACAGUUCAAAACACUGCACCACAACCAACAGUUCAAAACACUGCACCACAACCAACAGUUGAAAACACUGCACCACAACCAACCAGUUCAAAACACUGCACCACAACCAACAGUUCAAAACACUGCACAGCAACAACCACACCAGAGCAAGGACAUUAAAAAGAAGUAG
Molecule: messenger RNA, 222 nt
Organism: Trichomonas vaginalis G3
Lineage: Eukaryota; Parabasalia; Trichomonadida; Trichomonadidae
Exons: 1
Coding region: 1-222 (73 amino acids)
Source: RefSeq, a predicted model, not a curated record